Molecule: messenger RNA, 624 nt
Organism: Papaver somniferum (opium poppy)
Lineage: Eukaryota; Viridiplantae; Streptophyta; Magnoliopsida; Ranunculales; Papaveraceae
Exons: 1
Coding region: 1-624 (207 amino acids)
Molecular function (GO): nucleic acid binding; RNA-DNA hybrid ribonuclease activity
Source: RefSeq, a predicted model, not a curated record
AUGUCUACUAUGUGCCGCUUAUGCAGGAAAAGUUGCGAAACUCUUAGCCACAUAACUUGGCAUUGCAGAGUUGCUAGGAGGAUUUGGGCUUGGGUGGAUGGAAUUUUCAAGCUGGAUCCAAAUGAAGACCUGGUGGACUCGUAUAAGGCUGCUAAGGGUCAAAGUAGAAUGAUAAAGAACCUUUGGUUGGUUGCAAAUCUUGCAAUUGUCACGGAGUUAUGGAAGUUACGUAAUAAGUCUUAUUUUGAUAAUAUGGUUGUUCAAUGGCUGGGCUUUAAAGGGAGAGUUUAUCAGGUUAUUCGUGAUAAUUCAAUUACAAUGAAAGGCCACAUGCAUAAUACUUUAGAGGAGUUACGCAUUCUGAAUUAUUUCAAAGUGCAGCAUAGAUCAUGCAAAACGUCUACUCCAAUUGAGAUUAGUUGGACUCCUCCUAAUCAAGAUGAAAUCAUGAUCUGCUGUGAUGGUGCUUCUGUCGGAAACCCAAGCCAAGCUGGUUCAGGUGUUGUUUUCCGUGAUGCAAGUUCGGAGGUGCUUGGUGUUCUCUGUGUUGGCCUUGGUUGGCAAACGAAUUUCUACGCGGAAGUAUGUGCGAUUAUUUAUGGUGAGAUUAUGGCCAAGAGAUGA